AUGCGUAAACGGCUUCUUAUUUUUACAUCUGACGUUAAUGCAUCGGCGGACAGUGUGGCGUGUUUCGACAUUUUCUGGCUGUGCUGGAGGUUGAUGGGCAUUGCCGUCAACUCCAAAAAAUGGUACACAACGCUCUACGAUAUUGGCGUGAAUAUAUUCGUUACCAUAUUCUACCCAAUACAUCUGACAAUCGGUUUGUUUCUUGUGCCUACGCUAGCGGAUGUCUUCAAGAACUUGGCCAUAAAUAUAACGGAUGUUGCCUGCAGCACAAAGCAUUUUCUCUUUCGUUACAAGCUGCCGAAAAUUCGCGAAAUUCAGCGUCUACUAAAGGAACUAGAUGAGCGUGUUGUGGCGCCAGACGAGCGCAACUACUUCAACGCAAGUAUAAGAAAUGGCGUGCGAAGAAUCAUGUUGAUAUUUUGCGUCUCCUAUGCUGCCGAUGCAGUGGCGUCCGCCAUAGAUGUGUUGACGAAAAAGGAGCGAGAGCUAAUGUACCCCGCAUGGUUCCCGUUCGAUUGGUCGGCAAACAGGUAUACUUAUUACGCUUCCGUACUAUAUCAGAUUGUCGGUGUCUCGCUGCAGAUCACACAAAACUUGGCACACGACACAUUCGCCCCGGUCAGUUUGUGUGUGAUGGCGGGUCAAGUGCGUUUGUUGGCCAUGCGUGUGUCAAAGGUCGGCUAUGAUGUGUCGAAGACACUUGUCGAGCAUGAGCGCGAUUUGAACGAAUGCAUCGAGGAUCACAAGAAGCUGUUGAAAUUAUUUAAUUUACUGCAAGAUGUUUUCUGGUAUACUCAAUUGGUUCAGUUCUCCUCGGUUGGCUUGAAUAUUUGCCUCACCGUUGUGUUCAUGCUCCUAUUUGUUGACAAUCUGUUUUCCUACAUUUACUAUAUGGUAUAUUUCAUCUCAAUGGCUAUGGAGCUACUGCCGGCCUGUUAUUAUGGCAGCAAAAUGCAGGAAGAGUUUCAGGACUUACCUUAUGCGAUUUUCAAAUGCAAUUGGAUUGCGCAGCGUAAAAGCUUUCAGCAAAACCUUCGUAUAUUUACGGAGCUCUCGAAGAAACAGCUCACGCCGACUGCUGGAGGAAUGAUCAACAUACAUUUGACUUCGUUUGUGGCCACUUGCAAAAUGGCUUACUCGUUGUAUACGGUCUUAAUGAAUAUGAAGUAG
Messenger RNA from Bactrocera tryoni, 1170 nucleotides. Its product is annotated as odorant receptor 33b-like. NCBI's taxonomy places the organism in Eukaryota, Metazoa, Arthropoda, Insecta, Diptera, Tephritidae. Bases 1 to 1170 code for a protein of 389 amino acids. Gene Ontology annotation, cellular component: plasma membrane. The record is from RefSeq and is a predicted model, not a curated record. Gene Ontology annotation, molecular function: odorant binding; olfactory receptor activity. Gene Ontology annotation, biological process: detection of chemical stimulus involved in sensory perception of smell; sensory perception of smell. The transcript has 2 exons.